Molecule: messenger RNA, 783 nt
Organism: Seriola dumerili (greater amberjack)
Lineage: Eukaryota; Metazoa; Chordata; Actinopteri; Carangiformes; Carangidae
Gene: rpl4
Product: ribosomal protein L4
Exons: 6
Biological process (GO): translation
Cellular component (GO): ribosome; cytosolic large ribosomal subunit
Molecular function (GO): structural constituent of ribosome; RNA binding
Source: RefSeq, a predicted model, not a curated record
ACUAACUUCCUUUUUACUGUGGCCGCCAUACCGUCAGGAGCGUGGUUCCCGGCGAGCCGAAAAAUCAUUUACGAAAAUGGCCUGUGCCGACCCCUGAUCUCGGUUUAUUCCGAGAAAGGAGAAUCCUCAGGCAAAAAUGUUGUAAUGCCUGCUGUGUUCAAGGCUCCAAUUCGCCCUGAUGAUGUGAAUUUUGUGCACACCAACAUGCGCAAGAACAGCCGCCAGCCUUACGCAGUUAGUGAACUGGCAGGCCACCAGACCAGUGCAGAGUCCUGGGGUACAGGAAGAGCUGUGGCCCGUAUCCCUCGUGUGAGAGGUGGUGGUACUCACCGCUCUGGCCAGGGUGCGUUUGGAAAUAUGUGUCGUGGAGGACGCAUGUUUGCCCCCACUAAAACCUGGCGCCGCUGGCACCGCAGGAUCAACACAACCCAGAAGCGCUAUGCCAUCUGUUCUGCCCUUGCUGCUUCUGCCAUUCCUGCACUUGUCAUGUCCAAAGGACACCGCAUUGAGGAAAUUCCUGAGGUCCCACUGGUGGUUGAUGAUAAAGUUGAAGGCUACAAGAAGACAAAGGAGGCCGUGCUCCUGCUGAAGAAGCUUAAGGCCUGGAAUGACAUUAAGAAGGUCUACGCCUCUCAGCGCAUGCGUGCUGGUAAAGGUAAGAUGAGGAACCGUCGCAGAAUCCAACGCAGAGGGCCGUGCAUCAUCUACAACCAAGAUGCUGGCGUCACCAAAGCCUUCAGAAAUAUCCCAGGUGGGUUGUUGUGUUAAAAUAUAGAAUUACUG